Molecule: messenger RNA, 2257 nt
Organism: Carassius auratus (goldfish)
Lineage: Eukaryota; Metazoa; Chordata; Actinopteri; Cypriniformes; Cyprinidae
Product: calcium-activated potassium channel subunit beta-2-like
Exons: 3
Coding region: 1-669 (222 amino acids)
Biological process (GO): detection of calcium ion; potassium ion transport
Cellular component (GO): voltage-gated potassium channel complex; membrane
Molecular function (GO): calcium-activated potassium channel activity; potassium channel regulator activity
Source: RefSeq, a predicted model, not a curated record
AUGUCAACCACCAGCCAUCUCGCUUCAUCUUGUAUGAUAAAUGCAUGUAACGCCAUAAAUAUAAAUGAUUUCUUAACUUUUUUCAACUUCUCUGCCCAUUUUUUUUCUCUCAGCGUGUGGACAGAGGAGUCCAACUGUACAGUGCUAAACUCUAGCAUAGUUGCUGAGAUUAACUGCAGCUACAGUUGCGGCUCAGAGUGCAGGAAGAGCUCCAGGUUUCCCUGUCUUCAAGUAUUCGUCAGUCUGAACGGCAAAGUUCUGCGGCUGUCAUACAAUGAGGAGGCCCAUGAGGCCCACCCUGAGUGUUUUUACAUCCCAAAGUGCCGCAAGGAUCACACGCUGAUGCACAGCAUUGUGAUGAACAUCUCAGAGCGACUGAAGACGCACCAGCAGGUUCUGUGCUACUACGACCCCUCGGAGCAGCAGGACAGCGUCCUCCUGACACGUCUCUAUGGCCGCGGGGCCAUCAUUAGCUCGCUCCUCUGGCCCACGUGCACACUGGUGGGGGGAACCCUCAUCAUCGCCAUGGUGAAGCUCACUCAGUACCUGUCUUUCCUGUGCGAGCAGAUCAGCCGAAUUAAAAGGAUGGGGCUCUAUUCCUUAACAGGUGGUUCUCACACCAGGGUCUGCACUCGGAAGUUUAACGGCAGCAUCCAGGAUGGGGUUUGAAUGGAAGUUUUUUCUACUCCGUAUAUAGCGACAAAGUGUUUCCGCUCUCCUCUGACACUCCAUCAGCCUUGGUAAUCUGCCAGGUCUUGUUGACAAGACUGAAGUAAUGUUGUGCACCAUUGACUCAAUAGAGUUUCUAGUGGUUGUAGUUGGAACUUUUUACAAUAAGACUGGGUCAAGUCCAAUCCUGAAACUCAAGGGUCAACAUAUGUGGACAUGUUGUGGGGUGUCAAUUACACUUUCUGACCAGCAUAUCUGAGACUCCAUUCCAAGAAGCUGCCACUGAGUAGCAAUAUGUCUUGACCAGCUGACCCUUAUGUAAUCACAGAAAUUAAAAGUAGUAUGUAUAUGCUACUGUCAUCAGUGGUGACUGCUGUCAUUCAUGGCUCUUUGACAAACACCUGUGGACCUCUUCAAAGCCAAAGGUCAUGUGUUGAUUGUGAAUUUUCUGUAUUUCUUAAAGGGAUAGUUCACCUAAAAAAAGAAAAUUCUAUCAAUUUAUUCACCCUCAUGUCAAACCUGUAUGACUUAAUUUCUUCUAUGGAAGAUGAAAAAUAUUUACCUAACAUUUUACAAUAUGGUUUCAUUUGUUGACAUUGGUCUACAUGAACUGCUCUAACAAUGGACAAAACUGAAUUAUCCAUGCAAUGCCCUAUGAUGAAACAUAAGCAAUGGGCAAUUGUGUUUAUUUUUAUCAACUAAUAUAUAUAUAUGUGUGUGUGUGUGUGUGUGUGUGUUAACAAAAGAGACCUUAAUGUAAAGUGAUAUUUUAAAGAACAUCAGGGUCUAAACAACAUUUGAUUACAUUGACUUUUAUUGUACAGACAUUUUAAAAAUAUAUUUUAUGGUUUUCCACAAGAAAAGAAAAAAGAAAAAGAAAAAUCAUGCAGGUUUGGAACAACAUGAGGAUAAGAAUGACAAAAUUGUCUUUCUUUUUUUUCUUCAGAUGAAAUCCAGUCUAGUCUUAGUAGUGCACCAGUGUAGCAGACCCAAAAGCUGUGUAAAGAAAUCUAGUGUGUUUUCUAGUUAGCAAAGUAAGGCAUCAUAUACGCAAAGUCAAGCCUGUUCUAAAAUGUGGGUGGUGACAUUAAUGCCAAAUUCUAAGUUGUUUGCAAAGAAAAUCUUCUAAACCAGCUAGACACAUUACAGUAGAAUAGAACAGAAUAAUGUGUCAUCAACAUCUGCAAUGUACAUUGUGUGAAGUGCUUAAAAAACAAGACAAUCGUCCUCAGUAUUUUACAUCUACAUAGACAAAUCAUUAACUAAUCAGAGCAAAGGAAUAAAAGAAUUUUAGAAAAGACAUUUCAGGACAUUUCCAUUUAAUCAUGUAUAUAUUGUAAUUCCAGUUAACCUCUGCAUUCUGUAUUUGUGUUUUUUUUUCUUUCCAUUAGAGUGAUUUCUUUUUUGUUGACUAUUAACCAGGAAUCUUGUAUUGUCAAUUGUUAAUAUAUGGAUGUGAUUUGUCACUUGCAAAAAAAAACCUGCAGGUGGAUUGAAUGAUUUGUAAGGUUUUGCAUAGAAAGAAACAACAGUGCCUCAGUUUUUUUUAGACAAUAUCUACAGUGACUGAAUAAAUUCAGUAGCAGUC